Calliphora vicina (urban bluebottle blowfly) is the source of this 1322-nucleotide messenger RNA. RefSeq names its product putative gustatory receptor 28b. The transcript has 4 exons. NCBI's taxonomy places the organism in Eukaryota, Metazoa, Arthropoda, Insecta, Diptera, Calliphoridae. The coding region runs from base 14 to 1306 and encodes 430 amino acids. Gene Ontology annotation, biological process: sensory perception of taste; chemosensory behavior; male courtship behavior. The record is from RefSeq and is a predicted model, not a curated record. Gene Ontology annotation, cellular component: membrane; neuronal cell body; dendrite.
GUGAAUUGACAAAAUGUUAAAGGAUUUUUUCGAUAGAGUUAAAAAUUACUUUUUUGAUCAAUUUCAAACUAAUGAAUUUGCUUACGUUUUAUAUCCGUUUUUGCGCAUUUUUAAAUUAUUUGGUUUUCUACCGGUGCAGCUGGAACCAAAGGAGCUGUUAAAUGAGAAUUAUAAAUUUAAAUUGGACAAAUGGUCGCUUGUGGCCACUUUUAUUGGAUCAACUAUUUUUAUUGUUGGAUUCUAUUUUGGCGUCAUUCAUUUGAGCAUGACCAAGAAUUUGGACAAACUCCAUGAAAGCACGGUUAUUGCAUACUUUACCACCUGGGGCCAAAUAGUUUUCCUGUUCGUCCUGGCCUCCUAUGGCUUGCUCAAUACCUGGUUUAAUAUCUCUAAAAUGCAUGGUUUAUUUUUAUGGAUUUCAAAGAUAGAUCAUCAGCUGGAGGCGGUUACGGGACGGGAGCUAAACUAUACGCAUAUGCGUAAAAAGUUAUUUUUACAAUUCUUUGUAGUCUUCUUGGUGCCCAGUUGUUUGUCGAUGGUGAAUUGUAUUGUCAUACAUUUUGGUCCGGAUAAAAUUGAUAUAUUCUCCACAUGCUUUUGGUUCGUGUGUUUUGCUCCCAUUUUACUGCUGACAUUUAAGGAGUUUCAGUUUUACAAUUUAAUGUUUGUGCUCAAAACAAAAUUUGAUAUUAUCAACAAGGAAUUGCUGCAAUAUGGGGGAGAUAAUUUACUUUCCUGUCGUAAAGCGGCCAAGAAAGAUGUGUUGAACUCCCUUAAACCAGCAUGUUCAACAGAUAUUGUUAGAAAAUUGUUGGAAAUCUAUUCAAAUACCGCCGAUUGUGUGGAUUUACUGUUGAAAGUAUUUGGCUGGCAUUUGCUGCUAUUGACCAGUGCAUCGUUUGGUGUUAUUACGGUGCAGGGUUAUAAUCUGUUUGCCGCCUUGAUUGUGCAUUCCAUGGAAAUGGACGGUUAUCAGUUGACUGUGGUAAUGGGCUGGAUUUUAGUACAAAUUCUGAUUAUUGGCUUAAAUGUUGGCACUUGUGGCAUGACUUCAAAGGCAAUGGCUUUAACUGGUCCCUUGCUGCAUCGCAUCAAGACAAAUUCGCUGACAAACUGUAGUUUCUAUUUAAAUGUACAAUUAUUUUCCCAUGAAGUUAUGCAUCGCAAACAUAAUUUUACUGCUGCUGGUUUCUUUGAUAUGGAUUACAAACUAAUAACUUCGAUUAUUGCCGCUGUUACUACUUAUCUUUUGAUUAUCAUACAAUUUCAUUUUAGCAGCCUACAAAAGAAAAUUCCCUCAACGUGAAAACAUUCAACAACAG